This is a messenger RNA of Jaculus jaculus (lesser Egyptian jerboa), 1425 nucleotides long. RefSeq names its product lipase C, hepatic type (gene Lipc). Gene Ontology annotation, biological process: lipid metabolic process. Gene Ontology annotation, molecular function: apolipoprotein binding; triacylglycerol lipase activity. The transcript has 10 exons. Bases 16 to 1425 code for a protein of 469 amino acids. NCBI's taxonomy places the organism in Eukaryota, Metazoa, Chordata, Mammalia, Rodentia, Dipodidae. The record is from RefSeq and is a predicted model, not a curated record.
UCCCAGCCGCUGGUUAUGGUCAUCCACGGGUGGUCGGUGGACGGCAUGCUGGAAAGCUGGAUCUGGCAGAUGGUGGCCGCUCUGACGUCCCAGCUGGCGCAGCCAGUGAACGUGGGGCUGGUGGACUGGAUCUCCCUGGCCCACCGCCACUAUGCCGUCGCUGUCCGGAACACCCGCCGUGUGGGCCAGGAGGUGGCAUCCCUUCUCCACUGGCUGGAGGAAUCCGUGCACUUUUCCCGGAGCAACGUCCACCUCAUCGGGUACAGCCUGGGGGCGCACGUUUCAGGAUUCGCGGGCAGUUCCAUAAAUGGGAAGCCCAAGAUUGGGAGAAUCACAGGCCUGGACCCUGCUGGCCCCUUGUUUGAGGGAGCUUCCCCCAGGGACCGUCUUUCCUCAGAUGAUGCCGAUUUUGUUGACGCCAUUCACACCUUUACCCGGGAGCACAUGGGCCUGAGCGUGGGCAUCAAGCAGCCCGUCGCCCACUAUGACUUCUACCCCAAUGGGGGCGCCUUCCAGCCGGGCUGCCACUUCUUGGAACUCUACAAACACAUUGCGGAGCAUGGUCUAAAUGCCAUCCCGCAGACCAUCAAGUGCGCCCACGAGCGCUCGGUCCACCUCUUCAUUGACUCCCUGUGCCACGAGGAUCUGCAGAGCACGGGCUACCACUGCCGCGACAUGGACCGCUUCAGCCAGGGCCUGUGCCUCUCCUGCAGGAGGGGCCACUGCAACACGCUGGGCUACCACAUCCGCCGGGAGCCCCCCGGCAAGAGCAAGAUGCUCUUCCUGGUCACCAGAGCCCAGUCCCCCUUCAAAGUUUACCAUUACCAAUUCAAGGUCCAGUUCAUCAGCCAGAUCCAGAAGCCGGUAGAACCCACCUUCACAAUGUCACUGCUGGGAACAAAGGAGGAAAUGAAGAAAGUCCCCAUCACUCUGGGCGAAGGAAUCACCAACAAUAAGACCCACUCCUUCCUUAUCACGCUGGAUAUGGACAUCGGCGAGCUGAUCAGGAUCAAGUUCAAGUGGGAAAACAGCGCCGUGUGGGCCAACAUCUGGAACACGGUGCAGACCAUCAUGCCGUGGGGCAUACAGCCUCACCACUCGGGCCUCGUUCUCAAGACCAUCCGAGUCAAAGCCGGAGAGACCCAGCAAAGAAUGACAUUUUGCCCAGAAAAUAUGGAUGACCUACAGCUUCACCCAACCCAGGAGAAAGUCUUUGUGAAAUGUGAAGUAAGCGCAAAAAAAACGAAGCGAAAGCUCACACUCUUCGCUGCCCAGACUGUCCUCCCAACCUGCACAGUCAGCCCCCAAGCCCUACAGCUGUCCUGUCCGUCCUCUGCUGCCGCCACGCUGGACGUUCCCGACGACUUUCCAACUCAGCCCCUGAAGCCGCUCUUCCCUCUGACUGCACUGCCUGCACAGUCGUGA